Molecule: messenger RNA, 1424 nt
Organism: Mercurialis annua (annual mercury)
Lineage: Eukaryota; Viridiplantae; Streptophyta; Magnoliopsida; Malpighiales; Euphorbiaceae
Exons: 4
Coding region: 46-1278 (410 amino acids)
Biological process (GO): regulation of DNA-templated transcription
Cellular component (GO): nucleus
Molecular function (GO): zinc ion binding
Source: RefSeq, a predicted model, not a curated record
AAAGCUCAGUUUUUUUUGUUUUAGAGAGAGAGAGAGAGAGAGAGAAUGGAAAAAUCAUCAGGGCAAUGGCUAGAGAAUGCGUUGGUGGAUUUGUGCAAGAGAGUAGAAACGGGUUUGGAUUUGGAUAGGGAAAUAAUAUCGGGUUUGGUUUCUUAUUGUGAACUCGCUCAGCCUCUUGAUGCUAAGGAGUAUCUUGAUAAUAUAAUCGGGCAGGAGGCAGUCAAAAGUGUGUCUGAGGAAUAUUUACGCCUUAGAGGGUACUCGGAUUUUGGCACCAGUAAUCCAGCUGUUCAAACUUCGAAAUUCCAUGCUUAUGUUAAACCAUCAGCGGACAAUAGUUUUGUUGCUGGAACAAAGAAACCUGCUAGAGCGCCUAAAGAAGUCUCAGCUUCCGGUUAUCAGGCCGAAUCGAAAAAGAAUGCCAGUUCCAGCUAUCAGGAAAACAAUGCUGAGGCAAGUGGGUCAAGCCAAAAGGGGAUCCAAGGCAAUUCUAAGAAGAAGAAAACUGGAAAAGUCGUUUCACUUGCGGAAGCUGCUAAGGGGUCAAUUGUAUUCCAGCAGGGAAAACCAUGUUCGUGCCAAGCCCGUCGUCAUAAUCUGGUGAGUAAUUGCUUAUCUUGCGGCAAGAUAGUGUGUGAACAAGAAGGAGAAGGGCCUUGCAGCUUUUGUGGUGCUCUUGUGCUAAAAGAAGGGAGCAGCUAUGCUGGUCUGGAAGGAAGUUUCGCACCUGCAUCAGAUGCUGAAGCAGAAGCUGACGCUUAUGCAAAAAGGCUCGUUGAGUAUGACCGAAACUCUGCUGCACGUACAACUGUUAUUGACGAUCAAAGUGAUUAUUAUGAGAUUGAAGGCAACAGCUGGCUGUCAAAGGAGGAAAAGGAACUUCUAAUGAAGAAACAAAAGCUGGUAGAAGAAGACGAACGAGCCAAGCGAAAUAAAGUAGUUGUGACUUUCGAUUUGGUUGGGCGCAAGGUAAUGGUGAAUCAAGAUGAAGCUUCAGAGCUAAAAUCAGAGAACAGAAUAUUAAGGCCAGCAGAUGAAAGAGAGAACGAGGCGAACCGAAUUAAACCGAACCCAACUCUUAAUAUACAACCAAUCUUCAUAGAUCCAGGGUCUUCUAAUAAACCUGCCAAGAGUAAGCAGACAGAUAAAAGAGUUUCUAAAGGUUUAUGCUUGGAAGUUACUGGAAGGGUGCAGCAUGAUAACAAUGAAUUGAAACACUUCAUGAUUGACAACCAGUUGGAAACUUCUUCUUCCAGACUUGGCAAGGUCCAGCACUGAACAGGUUAUUUUCAUUGAGGAUGACUAUGAAUUGGUUAAAACUUUAGAUUUUGUUUCUUUGUACAAAAUAUUUCCUGCUUGCUUAGAAUUCUGUUUCUUGAAGUAGAUGGGCCGGGAGCUAUAUUGAAAACUUGUCGAGUUCUAUA